AUGUCGCCGCCCAUAUUCGCCGGCGUCACUGAGCGCUCGCAAAAAUUCUACAACGGAACCUACACGUGGGAUUCUGACGGCUUCACUGAUGACACUGGAGUGCAUCGAUACUUUGACUGCUAUGAUCCUGUUGCUAGGGCCCCGACGCCGUUGCCACCGAUGGGUUUGGCUGGUGAUGACAAGGGUGAGGUACAAGAUCAGUCAGGCACCCUAUCAGUAAACCAUGACAAGUUUGGAGCCACGAAAAGUUUCACCUUUGCCUUGGAUGGCGGGAGCAAGAGGGGCACAGUGACGGUGCAGUGUCAUGAACUGUUUCGUGAUCGUGCGGAUAGGGAGCAUCUGAUUGGAAAGAUGGAGGGCGUCUUGGUUGCGAGCAAAGCACACAACGUGGAUCUGACACUCGAAGAAUGCUACCAGCUGUGUGGAAUCCCGUACUCUGAUACACGCGUCGGAAAGGCCUUGCCAGAAAACAUCACUCCACCUUCAAGUCCGUCGAACAAUAAAUGCACUGAAUCAAAGCUUUGGAGUCCUUCCUCGCUGUCAGAGCUUUCAAGCUGCCCGUCAGAUCUCUCGGAAUGGGAUGUGGCUCAGGCGCCGAAGAACCAAGCAACUGCAACAAAAAUCGCGCCACAAGAACUGCCGUUGAAAGUAGAAAAGCCAAAGCCAAAGCCUGGCACCCGAGGCAUCGCGCAAAAGGUUAAAAAUGGUGUCAAAAAGCCGGCCGCUAAACUAGCCACGUACGCGCACACGCCGCAGUUUGGCGUCUAG
Exserohilum turcica Et28A is the source of this 768-nucleotide messenger RNA. RefSeq lists its product as uncharacterized. The coding region runs from base 1 to 768 and encodes 255 amino acids. The record is from RefSeq and is a predicted model, not a curated record. Lineage: Eukaryota; Fungi; Ascomycota; Dothideomycetes; Pleosporales; Pleosporaceae. The transcript is spliced from 4 exons.